Hydra vulgaris (swiftwater hydra) is the source of this 736-nucleotide messenger RNA. The record is from RefSeq and is a predicted model, not a curated record. Lineage: Eukaryota; Metazoa; Cnidaria; Hydrozoa; Anthoathecata; Hydridae.
AUGCGUUAGUUGUGCUCGAUUCUUAAAUGCUUGAUACAAAAACUAGUUUGUUGCAUAAAAAUGUUGUUUAAAAAAGUUGUGCGUUUUAUAACUUUUAUCUUGAUGAUUGUUGGUGCCGUUUUCAACAUUUUAGCAAUUGCAGGAAACUCCUGGGAAAAUAUAAAUGUUAAUACAAAAAUUCAGGAUAGAUCUUAUCAUAUAGGUUUAUGGAAAGUAUGCGAAAAUUCUAUUAGUUCCAAAUGCUUUAAUAGAGAAAAAACUGACGCGUUGAAAGCAACUCAGGCUUUUAUGAUCUUGGGGUUUUUGGGUUAUUUAACUGCUUUUAUUUUUUGUGCAUUGCUUCACAUUAAUAAAAAUUUCACUAUAAACUUGCUUGGAGUUGUGCUUAAUACAUCAGCUCUAUGUUUACUUAUCGGAUUAAGUGUGUAUACAAAUCAAGUAAGUAUUCGUGAGUAUAAAUACGGCUGGUCUUACAUCAUUGGAUGGAUUUCAUUUCUUUUAACAUUGGUAGCUGGACUCUUAUGCUAUACAGAACAUUUUGAAUACCAUUCAAUAAAAUAACUAAAAUUUAAUACAUGAGUGUUGCGAAUUACUUAAUUUUUAUUUUGAAAUUUUUAUGGAAAGAUGCGACCUUUGUAUUCUGUGAGCUUCAGUCUUAAUUGUUCUUCCUUUAUAUUUUUGAAGAAAUCAUUGUAGAGUUGUAUUUAACAUGGCGAAAUAAAUAAAUAAAUAAAAA